AUGCCAAAACUGAUCGGGUCAGUCCAAGACAUUAUUGAGGUUUUUGAAAAAUAUGCCAAGCAGGACUGCAGCCACGCCAAACUGAACAAACAGGAGCUCAACCUUCUGAUUCAGAAUGAGUUUGCAGAUGUCAUUAAGAACCCCAAAGACCCCAAUACCAUCUCAACUUUGCUUAAAAUUCUUGACGAGAACAAUGACGGGGAAGUGGACUUCAAUGAAUUUUGUGACCUUCUCUGCAGAGUACUGAAAACUUAUUACAAGGUUGUGUAUGAAUCAGAUGCCGCAUGCCGACAAGAUUCAUCGGUCACACAAGGUGAUAAGACAACGCAGGAUUCAUCACAGAAAAGUGAUGCCCCUCCUAAAUAUUACCAGAAUCCUCUCUACCCCAAGCCUUUUUACGGCUCUCAAGGUCAGUCUUCAUACCAAGGCCAAAGUAGAAGUAGUGUGGGUCAAAGUGGUGGGCAAAUAUUGGGGAGGUGCCACCUAUACAUCAGGUGCCCCCCAAUCAUGCGGAGAUCCUGAUGUGCCUACAGAAGAUAGCUCAACUCAGACUGAUGAUCGCAAGGCUCCAGCUACACAGGCAGAUUCCACAACAUCUCAAGUUAGUACCACCACCUCCUCUUCCAGUUCCCAGCAGAGCCAACAGGGAACAUAUCAAACAGGUAUCACCACCUCAUCCACCCGUGACCAGCAGAGCCGACAGGGAUCUGAUCAAACAUCCCAAGUAGGUACCACCUCCUCCAGUUCUCAGCAGAGCCAACAGGGAACAUACCAAACAGGUACCACCUCAUCCUCCAGCACCCAGCAGAGCCAACAAGGAACAGAUCAAACAUCCCAAGUAGGUACCACCUCCUCCAGUUCCCAGCAGAGCCAACAGGGAACAUGUCAAGCAGGUACUGACUCAUCCACCAGCACCCAGCAGAGUCAACAAGGAACAGAUCAAACAUCCCAAGCAGGUACUACCUCCUCCAGCUCACAGCGAAGUCAGCAGGGAACAUACCGAAGAUCUCAAGUAGGUGACACCACCACUUCCUCUUCCACAUCUCAGCAGAGCCAACAGGGAACAUGUCAAGCAGGUACUGACUCAUCCACCACCAGCACCCAGCAGAGUCAACAAGGAACAGAUCAAACAUCCCAAGUAGGUACCACCUCCUCCAGCUCACAGCGAAGUCAGCAGGGAACAUACCGAACAUCUCAAGUAGGUGACACCACUACUUCCUCUUCCACUUCUCAGCAGAGCCAACAAGGAACAUGUCAAGCAGGUACUGACUCAUCAACCAGCACCCAGCAGAGCCAACAAGGAACAGAUCAAACAUCCCAAGUAGGUACCACCUCCUCCAGCUCACAGCGAAGUCAGCAGGGAACAUACCAAACAUCCCAAGUAGGUGACACCACCACUUCCUCUUCCACUUCUCAGCAGAGCCAACAGGGAACAUGUCAAAUAGGUACCACCACAUCCUCCAGUGCCCAGCAGAGCCAACAGGGAUCAGAUCAAACAUCUCAAGUAGGUACCACCUCCUCCAGUUCUCAGCAGAAACAGCAGGGGGCAAAUCAAACAGGUACCACCACAUCCUCCAGUGCCCAGCAGAGCCAACAGGGAUCAGAUCAAACACCUAAAAUAGGUACCACCUCCUCCAGUUCUCAGCAGAGCCAACAGGGAACAUAUCAAACAGGUACCACCUCAUCCUCCAGUGCCCAGCAGGGCCAACAGGGAUCAGAUCAAACAUCUCAAGUAGGUACCACCUCCUCCAGUUCUCAGCAGAGCCAACAGGGAACAUAUCAAACAGGUACCACCUCAUCCUCCAGUGCCCAGCAGGGCCAACAGGGAUCAGAUCAAACAUCUCAAGUAGGUACCACCACAUCCUCCAGUUCUCAGCAGAGCAAACAGGGAAUAUACCAAAUAUCUCAAGUAGGCGAUACCCCCCCACUUCCACUACUCCCAAGCCUCGAUAUUACCAACAAAGUCAAAAUCAGAUUACUCUGUCUGACUCCACUAUUACUUCCCAGUCCCAAAGCCAACAAGACACCUCCAUCACCACUGCUCAAUCUAACAAGGAGAGUAAAGACCAAACAUCUGCACAAGGUAGCUUGCAACAAGACCAACAGGAACCCCAGAAGUUCUACCAACAUGCAGUAUAUUUACCUCCCCCAACUCUGGGUCAAAGAUCUCAACCCUCACAACAGCCACCUUCCUACUCUGAAAUCCAACAAGGCUCAGCAAUUAGCCAACAACGCCCAAAGCAGUACCAAGAAACCCAACAACCCCCACAGCAGUACCAAGAAACCCAACAACCCCCAAAGCAGUACCAGGAAACCCAACAACCCCCAAAGCAGUACCAGGAAACCCAACAACCCCCAAAGCAGUACCAGGAAACCCAACAGCCCCCACAGCAGUACCAAGAAACCCAACAACCCCCACAGCAGUACCAAGAAACCCAAAAACCCCAUUUUUAUCAGUGCCACAAGAAAAACAUGU
This is a messenger RNA of Staurois parvus, 2476 nucleotides long. The record is from the annotation of a GenBank genome assembly. Lineage: Eukaryota; Metazoa; Chordata; Amphibia; Anura; Ranidae.